AUGUCUGAUUUAAUGCGUUUAAUCCAAGAUCAAGGUAAUGCUUGGGGAAAUAGAUUAACUGAAAUUGUUAACAUGGUCGAGACUUCCAAUAUAUUUAGUCAAGAAGUUCCAAACUCUUUUUAUCUUGUCAAGGCAAAUGUCGAAAUGAUUUCUCAUACCCUUGAAGCGAUGCUUUCAAAGGGUAGUAUUACAAGAGCUGAUCUACACAAUCUGGCUUUGAUUAUUAUUAAUGUUUUCAACAAGGGUGCAAAAACUUCAAAGAUAUGUGAUUUUGCGAUGAAUGCUGCUUCAAAUAUUGAAAAGAUCCAAAAAUCUACAAUAAAAAGUGAGACUAAAACUGAUUGGCAAUCCAAAUUUUUGAUUCCUCGAACCUUUUUAGGUAAGAUCUUAAGACUCCUAAAAAUAUUAAAUAAAUUCCCCCUUUUCAAAAACGACGACCAAUUGAGAGUUGCAAUUGAUGAUACUGAAUCAUUUUUGCAAUAUAUUAUUGCGAAGAACGACAAAUUACAAAAGUUUUACAACAUUGAAGAAAGUAAUGGAUUUGAUGACUCAGGAAUAAACUUUUCUGUUGAAAAUGCUAUAGCUGGAACUUCUUCUCCAAAACACGUACAAGCACGUCCCCUCCCACCAGUACCCGCACCCACACCUUUCCCAUCAACAAGCGGAGAGGUUCCAAAACCACCAAGAACUUUGUAUCGUGACAGAAAGUCCAGUGAUUAUGAAGAUCCUACUGAAGCAAUAGAAGCAGCAAGAAAUAGACAUAAAAAACCAGAGACGGUUUAUGCUAAACUUAAAUUCCCAGAAAGUAAUCAAAGACCAAGAAAAGAACCAAUUUACAUGAAUUUACCAGGUGACACUGGUAGAAAUGAUAACGAAGGUAUUUAUCAUCACGUUGGAAUGCCAGGAACAGAAGAAGAAGUUCAUUACGCGACACUUCAAUUUAAAAACCCGGAAAUUCCAAAAAGAAGUCAGGCUAAAGUUAGAGACCCGAGAGAAGACCUUUAUGCCAAAGUGAACAAAAGAAGAUAA
Entamoeba invadens IP1 is the source of this 1029-nucleotide messenger RNA. RefSeq lists its product as hypothetical. Bases 1 to 1029 code for a protein of 342 amino acids. The record is from RefSeq and is a predicted model, not a curated record. The transcript has a single exon. Lineage: Eukaryota; Evosea; Mastigamoebida; Endamoebidae.